Messenger RNA from Darwinula stevensoni, 7419 nucleotides. Lineage: Eukaryota; Metazoa; Arthropoda; Ostracoda; Podocopida; Darwinulidae. The record is from the annotation of a GenBank genome assembly.
AUGGUAAAGUCAACUGAAGACAUGGAGAGCUGUGACAAGAGCAGAGAAGUUCUCAGCCAGUCUUGGGGCAUCAUAUCAGAUGGCCCAGGGAAGUAUAACCCCACCACUCAUUGUCAAUGGCUCAUAAAAGGCAACUUGAGUGCUCCAUAUAUUCAUCUGAACUUCAGCUUCCUGGACACAGAGUGUUCCUAUGACCACGUCUUCAUCUAUGAUGGCCCAUCGUUCAACUCACUCCUUCUUGGGGCAUUCAGUGGAAAUUCGAAACCUCAGAUGGUCACAGCUCGCUCCGGUGCAAUGCUCAUCUUGUUAUAUAGUGACACAAACUACUAUCGAGAAGGAUUUGAAGCCCAGUUUUCCAUCACCUCCUGCUACUUGAACUGCAGUGACAGAGGAGAGUGUUUUGAAAAUCAGUGCAUCUGUAAAGAAGGAUUUUCUGGAGAAGGAUGUGAAGAGGUGCAAUGUCAAUGCCAUGAUGGUGUUUGCGUUGGUGAUAAGUGCAUUUGCAGGCCUGGGUAUGAAGGAGAUCUCUGCACCCUUCCACCAUCUAGUGCAUGGGACUCCUCCAUCCAGAAAUUUUUCAUUUCUCAACCAAGAACAAUAUUUUCACCCAGAUGUGCUCACUCUGGUGCAUAUAUCUCACGAACAGAUUCAUUGUAUAUAUUUGGAGGGUAUGAUCUCAAUCAAGUUCUAGGAGAUUUUCUCAGAUACAACUUCAGUACAAGUGAAUGGGAACAAUUGGGGAGAAAAACAGUGGAAGAUCCCCUUGACAUUUUGGAGUUUGUUGCCGAAAAUCAGACAGUGAGUGUGCGAGAGAAAAGUAUUCCAAGCAUCCAGAAGCUCAUGCCAGAGCCUCGAUUUGGUCACUGUAUGAUAGCAGUUGGUGAUGAACUGAUAGUGUUGCAUGGUGGUCAGCUCAAGAAUGGAUCUCUCUCAAGUGAUCUUUGGAUAUUUAACGUCACAACGAAAGAAUGGACUCUGAGUAUCAGGAAGAAUAGUCCACAUCUGAUGCAUCAUACAAUGACACUUGUUGAGGAGAAUUGGUUGUAUCUGUUCGGAGGUAGUGGGCCUCAUGGAGAAUUCACCUCAGGGAUGUAUCGCUUGCAAAUUUCACAUUCCAAUGACGAUGGUCUGGAGUGGGAGGAAGUGAAAGUGCGAGGUGGCAAGGAAACCAGUCUGAGGCUUAUUGGUCAUUCUACCAUUUAUCACAAGGAGAGCAAGUCACUCUUGGUAUAUGGUGGAAUUAGUGUUAAUGUGGCAAGAUAUUCUCAGCUAAGUGACAGGCUAUUCAUUUUUGAUUUGACUGAAAAAGUAUGGAGUGAAGUUCGAUAUCCACGAAGUUCCCACGUGACAGCAUUUGUUCCAAUGGGAAGAGCAUUCCAUGCAGCUAAUAUAAUUGGCAAUUUCAUGGUGGUGUAUGGGGGAUACCUCCACUAUCACAACAAGCAGGAGAUCUGUUAUGAUAACCGUUUGUACCUGUAUCACAUGGGAUGCCAUACCUGGGUUAGUCCACAGGUUCUAUAUGCCAACUCUACAAAUCGAACCCUGGAUGGGGAGCUUCCAGGACUUCAUUCCCAUGUUGCUGUUGUACGCCGUGAGAACACCCUCAUCAUAGCUGGGGGCUUUCAUGGCAAUGUAAACAAUGAAGUUUUUGCCUUAGGUUUCCCCCCAAUGAUAGCAGCACCCUCUCCUCAACCUCACCAAGCUUGCCAAAGGUAUCGAGAGAGAGAUGCCUGUACGUCUAAUCCCGAGUGUGGGUGGUGUGAGUCUGAGUCUGUCUGCAUGGACAGAACCUCAGGUGCCAAUUGCACUAAUAAUCUCCAAAGUACUCAAUGUCCAGGCAUUUGUCCUGCUCUGGAGAGUUGUUCAUCCUGCCUUGUCCAUAGAAGAAAGCUCAAUGCACCAUCUAUGAUUGGAAAGUUGGGGCUUUGGCAGUGCAAUUGGUGUGUACAGAAGGCCUAUUGCCAUGCAGAAUCAGAAAGGUCAGAACCAUAUCAUGUUACUUCAGACCAAAGAUCUCAGGGUUCAACUGGUGCCUCACUUGGUACUUGUACUCUUCUGCAGGAAAUAACACUGGAAUUUUUGGAGCCAUAUUGGAAUGGCUCAUGUUGGGAAGAGCGGAAUUGCCUUGCCUGUCUAUCUGAUUCCGCAUGUGGGUGGUGUGAAUCAAGAAGUCGAUGUGAGAGACGAGAUGUAAUGCCUUCUGGUAGUGGGAUGUGUGGUGGAACUGAGCUACUCAUCAUUUCACCAGACCAGUGCCCCAACUGUUCUGACUUCAUUGAUUGCGCUUCCUGUAUUCAGUCUGGUCUAUGUGAAUGGAUGGUCGAGGAAGCAGAAUGCAAACGCAAAGGAAGAUCAACAGAAGGAGUGGCUCAUGAUGUGACAGAGUGCCCUGUUCCCUGCCAAUCCAGACUGAUCUGUUCUGACUGCUUGGGUCUUCCUGGGAGAUGCGCCUGGUGCGAGAGCACUCAAGAAUGCUUUCCAUUCUCUGUCUUCACCUCACGAUACCAGUAUGGAGGGUGUAAGGAUUGGGUAGAUGAAGAUCCACCUGGUCAGUGUCGGCAGUGCCAUCUUGCUCCAAACUGCUCCUCGUGCCUGCAGAGUUUAGGUUGUGGCUGGUGUUACUUGGAAGAGAAUCCUACUAUUGGAAUUUGCCAUCAAGGAGAUUUCACUGGACCAUCACAAAAACUGCUAUCCUCAACAUCCAGUGACAUGGUUCCUUGGGUUGUACCUGUACAAAAGUAUUGGGUCAGGAUGGUGAUGGAAAAAAUCAAAGCAUUCUUGAGGGUGCUUGGGCCUAUGGAGCUUGUAGUGAUGUGGAUGAGUGUCGUCUUGGCCUGCAUGAUUGUCAUCCAAAUGCAUCUUGUGUCAACACUCAUGGAUCCUACAAGUGCACAUGUCUGCAGGGCUUCACUGGAGAUGGACACUCUUCUUGCCAUAAAACGUGCUUUGAAGAAUGUAUUCAUGGAUACUGUGCCAGUGAACCAGACUUUCAAUGCAUCUGCUCCUUGGGGUGGACUGGUCCUGCCUGUGAUACUGAUUGUGGGUGUCAUAAUCACUCAACAUGUCAUGAAGUUGUUGGAAAAUGUGAUGACUGUCAAGACUGGACUACAGGGGAGCACUGCCAUCUCUGUCGGAAUGGAAGCUAUGGAAAUGCAACCACAGUGCAGGGGUGUCAAGUGUGCCACUGUAGUGGGCAUGGUGAUGAGGAGAGAGGUGUAUGCAACCCUGUCACUGGUCAAUGUUACUGCAAGCACCAUACUCAAGGAAAGAAUUGUGGAGAGUGUGAGCCAGGUUACUAUGGUGAUCCAAAGAAGCUAUGAGGGUGGAUUGGGGGCUGGCACUGUUGAGGCCACAUCAUCCCCACCUCAGCAUUGUCUAUGGAUCAUUUCAGUCCACUCAUCUUUAAAUGAUGCUGCAACUAAAGCACACACAACAAGAGAUGUCAUCCAGCUGACCAUUCAUGAGGGGUUAAAUUUGCGAUGCAGUGAAAAUCAUGUGUAUGUGUAUGAUGGACUUCCUUCCAUGAUAUCGAGCGACAGCCGCUGGAAUCGACAGACUGAUGGUUUGGGUGUAUUCUGUGCUGAACAGGGUCUGUAUCCUGUGACAGUAGAAGCCCACACAGGGUUCCUAACCGUCUUCUAUGAAAGGGAGCGAGAAGGAGAAGGCUUCAAUGCCUCUUACCGUAUCCUCAGUUGCCCUGACAAUUGUCCACCUCCCCGAAUCUGUCGAUAUGGGUCUUGUCGAUGUCCUAAGGGAACUGCUGGAUCAAAUUGCUCUGGAAUCAUAUGUCCCAACAAGUGUAUGUCUGCUAUGGGUCAAGGGACUUGUGACCGAGUAGGUAGCAAGCUCCUGAGGGUGUUUGGUGGGUACUCCUUGUCACGUGGACCUUUGAAUGACAUUCAGCGAUUCAACAUCAAGGAAAAUGCUUGGGAUGAGGUGACUGUUCAGAUCCAUUCAGGAGAUUCACCUCUGCCUGCCAGUCGAUAUUUCCAUGCUGCUGCAUAUGUUCCAUCUCAAAAGGAGAUUUAUAUUUAUGGAGGCAUGGGCAUGGGCAUGCGAUUCUAUGAUGAUCUCUGGACUUUCAACAUACUUCACAACAGAUGGAAUAAACUCCAGAAGCCAGAUUGGAUACCAGGCUUGGCAGGUCAUACCUUAACCCUUUGUAUCUAUGGACCAUCUGAAAACCUUGUUCUCAUUGGUGGGUUCUCCCCUCAAUAUGGAUUUCUGGAGAAGGUGCUUGAAUAUGAAUUACGUAGUGGACAAUGGCUAGAGGUGAACAUUUCUGGAACUUAUCCAGUUGGUAUUUAUGGACACAGCACAGUAUAUCAUCCACCAACCAACUCACUGUACAUUUAUGGAGGGAUUUUGUAUGAUGUGGAUCAUGUGACAGUCUCUUCAAAGUUGUAUGCUUUUCAUUGGCCCUCCAAAAACUGGACAGUAUUGCCACCUGAUCCUCCAACAUCUGGAGGAUUUCCUGGAGGUAGAUACAUGCACAAGGCCAUCACAACUGAUGAUCACUUGAUCAUCAUUGGUGGUCGAGAAGGGAGUCGUCUCCUUGACAACGAAUCUGAAGCCCUGUCUGAUACAAGUGCUUCCAUUGCUGCUUACAGUUAUUCAUGCAAUAAAUGGGUCCGCAUGCUUGGUGAUGAUAUAGAGGUGAUAGGAGAACCCAACCUGGGUAUUGUAGGACAUGCAGUGGAUAAGGGUCCAGAUGAAUCAAUAUAUAUAUUUGGUGGGCUGGCUGGUGUCAUCAUUGGAAACAUGACUAGACUGGACUUCCCAAGAGACGUUUGCCAGCUGUAUACCCGAAACAAAGUCCGCUGCAAGGGUACUUAUGGAUGUGGUUAUUGUCGUGUCUAUGAGCAUGAGGCAGAGAGAAACAGCACCUAUUGCUUCUCUAAUUCCAAACCACUGCCAAACAGCUGUCAGUUUCCAACACAUGCUUUGGACUUCUCUCGAGGGUCACAGUGUGAUGGAGACCCAAUUGCCAAACGAUCUUGCUACCAGUACAAGACUUGUUCUGAAUGUCUUGCUUUCUGGCCCAUUCAUUCAAAUGCUUCUAGGGUAUGUCAAUGGUGUCGUGACUGUGAGGCAGGGAAGUGCAUUCCAGUUGGGAAUGACUGUCAACGGGAGAGAUGUGGGAGGAAUAAAAAACCUAUUCAGGAACCAGGAGAGUGUCCUGAAAGACAGUGUGGAGCCUCAGAUUGUGAAAAGUGCAUUAGCAAAGAUCCAGAGUGCAUCUGGACACGGCAGGUGCUCCGAUCAGUUGGAAACUUCCCAACAUUGUACAUGAUGCCUAUAUAUGACUGGAACUGCAUACGUCGGAUACAGGAACAAGUAUCAACAGCCAUUCUAUCUGUUCCCCCAAAUUCCUGUCCUACCAAAUGCCAUCAAGCUCCACAGGGUGGCUGUAAAUCAUGUCUUCGAUUGCCUGGAGCUGAAGGUGGAUGGCAUCACUGUGUUUGGGCUCCAUCUCCAAGAUUGGGGUUUGUGGACAUGUUCGACAUCCAUUGCAAGAUGUGGAAACUGAAGAAGAAGGCUCCUGUCCAUUAUCAUGCUCACAUCAUGAUCGCUGUUCAGUCUGUCUCUCAGAUCCCAAAUGCGGAUGGGAAGUUCCUGAGGAGUGGUGCUGGAGAAUUUUCUUCAUGGCAUUAUAUGAUCUGCCCUCCUGAGAAUGAGUGUGGAAAUGGACAUCAUACGUGCAAAGAAAAAUCUGAAAUUUGUCUGGACGAGGAGCAAGGCUUCAGAUGUGACUGUGCUCCAGGUUACAAACUAAAUGAGAAGGUUUCCAGUGUGAAAAAUGCAAGCCACUGUUUGUUGGGGAUCCUCGCAACAACAAUACUUGCAUACCAUGCUGGGAAUUCUGCAACAAUCACUCAUCUUUAUGCUUGGAUCGGAAGCUUCUCCCCAACAUCACCAGACAGGUACAUAUUUAUCCUUCAUCAUAAAACCUCUUAUCCUUUUGUUUACUUCAUAGCACUCCAGUGUGUCUCACUCUAUUCACAGUAUCCGAAGGACCUGACAGAACUGACAGCUUCUGAACUGAUGGGAUUUCUGACUGAGGGGGCACAGAGUGGAGCAGUGUGUUUGAAUUGUGCAGAUGCAUCCACUGGUGACAUGUGUGAUCUUUGCCUUGCUGGCCACUUCAGAGGAACUGAAGAUAGAAGGUCUACGUGUCGCCAGUGUGAAUGUCAUGGACAUGGGUGGUCCUGUGAUCCAGUCACUGGAGAGGAAUGUGAUUGUCACAAUAACACAGAAUCUGACCCAUCUUGCCGAUCCUCCCCACCCCAAUCUCCCUUGGCUCAGCCAAAGGAGGAAUGUGGUAGGAAACCCAAUGGGCUUCAGUAUGGUCGAACUGUCUUUUUUGCUGUUCAGCCAAAAUUCCGCAAUGUUGACAUCCGCAUUACUGUGGAUGUUACUCAGGGAUCUUUGGAUUUGUAUGUGAGUCCUAAAGAAGAUGCAUUCCUUGUGGCUGUGAACAGGACAUCAGGUAUCCAUGAGGUGGUGAUAGAUGAGAGGUAUGCAAUAUCAUUGGAAGAUCUACUAAGGGAGAAAAGAGAAGCAAUUUUGGCUGAGCAGAAUGGAGACAUGAAGCCAAAUAUGACAAACGAGAUCAUUCCACCAUAUCGAUUGGUUGAGCGGCCAGCUGCAGGACUUUCAACCUACAUCAGCUUACGAAGUCCACUGGAUUUCUUGCGUGUGGAAGGUGUGGGAAAUCGAGUGGUCAUCACGCUUCCCGAGGAUGUGCACGAUCUCCGAAGCACUCGCUUCUACCUCCUCCUCUAUGGGACAGCCCUCGAAGAGACUUUUGGUUCCAUCUUUUUUCGUCAAGAUCAGCCACGGAUUGACCUCUUUGUCUUCUUCUCUGUUUUCUUCUCUUGUUUCUUUCUGUUUCUUGCUUUCUGUGUUCUAGCCUGGAAAGUGAAGCAGGUGAUUGAUGUAAGAAGAGCUCAGCAUCGCCAUGUGGUGGAAAUGCUUCACAUGGCCAAGCGCCCUUCAGCUUCCAUUCUCACUGUGAUAGACUCCCCAUAUGCAGAGGAGAAUUUCUCUCUUGAGCCAAGUCUCUACUCUCCAGCACGUGGAAGACACAAGCGGAAAUCCCCUGAGGUGGCCCCCAUUGCAAUUGAACCUUGUGAGGAUGGUGUGGCAGCUGUAGCCACUGUGUUGAUCCAACUGCCUGGUGGGAUCACAGCACCAUCACGCCUCUCUCUUGGUUCUGCUCUCAUUCUUCUGUCACGGGUUUAUCAGGGCCAUGGCUCACGGGCUUUCUUGAGACGGUGGAAACGGGAGAUCGCUGGCAACGAAAGGCGUGACCUCCUGGCCCCGGUUCCCUUCGUUCACGAUGGGUCCGAACGUGGAUUCCCAGUGAUCCCUGAACCAGUCUUUGAAGGGGGACCAGCAGCAGAAGAAGCACGGUAG